UCCCUUCAGAUUCUCAACGUGGUGCCCUCAGUUGAUCGUUGGUACGGACUACGGAGUAACUACUCUCUCUCUCUCUCUCCCCCCGCCUUUUUCAUGGGAUAUUCACCAUGUCUCUCGUCACUGCCCAGCACCCUGCACUUCAAAACCACAACCCAUUGCAUGCAUGGACCCAACCCUUCUCCCCUCACAUUCAUGUCUUCCCCCCAAAACCCUAGUUCAACCUCUUCUCACCUUCCGUUCAAAUCCAACGCCCACUUCAAAAUCAACCACAGAAUCACUCCCACUCGACACCGUCCACCGCCAAACCCUAAAUUCUUAGUCCGAGCUUUGAUCAAGCCGAAUUCAAAGGCCUCAUCGGCGGACACUAAAUUCAUCGUCAUUAGCUCUGUAAUUACCAUGACGUUAGCCAUCGCGAAUCGCGUGCUCUAUAAACUUGCCCUUGUCCCUAUGAAGGAGUACCCAUUCUUUCUAGCUCAAGUCACCACUUUCGGGUAUGUGGCUAUUUAUUUUACCAUACUGUAUGUGCGAUAUCGUGCUGGGAUUGUAACUGAUGCAAUGAUGGCCAUUCCCAAGUCACCCUUUGUGAUGAUUGGUAUUCUAGAGGCCCUAGGAGUUGCAGCUGGAAUGUCUGCUGGAGCCAUGCUACCUGGACCAGCUAUACCUAUUUUGAAUCAGACAUUUUUGGUGUGGCAAUUGGCCUUUUCUACACUUCUCCUAGGGACAAAGUACUCGUGGAGUAAGAUUGGUGGCUGCUUGCUUGUUGCUGCAGGAGUAGUUGUAGCAGUUGCAAGUGGGUCAGACGCCGGCCAAAUGUUGUCUGGAAUUGGGUUCUUGUGGCCAGUGUUGAUGAUUGCUUCAAGUGCUUUUCAGGCUGGAGCAUCAAUUCUCAAGGAAUCUGUUUUUAUUGAUGCUGCAACCCGCCUUAAGGGAAAGGUGCUUGACAUAUUUGUUGUGAAUUCAUUUGGAUCUGGAUUUCAGGCUCUGUUUGUGCUUCUCUUUCUGCCUUUCCUGUCAAACUUAAGAGGCAUCCCAUUUUCUGAACUCCCUUCGUACAUAAAGAGUGGAGCUGGUUGCUUUUUCAAUAUGGGAGCCCAUACUAUUGGUUGCGAUGGAGCUCCAUUAUUGCCCAUCCUUUAUAUAGUGAACAACAUAGCAUUCAACAUAUCAGUGCUCCAUCUUCUAAAGAUUUCCUCUGCAGUCCUUUCUUCUAUUGUUGCAAUGUCCUCAGUUCCAAUUGCAAUUUACGUUCUUUCCCUUCCAUUGCCCUAUUUGCCUGAAGCUACAAAUCUGAGCUCAUUCUUCGUAUUUGGCAGCAUGAUUCUCUUGGCUGGUCUCAUUGUAUACAAUAUACCUCAACCUCUCAAGCAGGACUCUGAAAAUUGAUAAAUAUCAUCCUGUAAAUAUGGAUCUCAUCAUAGUUUCUUCAGCCAAUGCAUUUGCGUACAUCAAAUCCUUCCAUACGUUAUUAUUGUUAUUAGGUGGUUGCAUAAGAAUUCGAACCCUCCCGCGUGAUCUGCACUUGUGAUUCUCAUAUGAAAAGAUAUGGAACUCACAGGUUCUAUUUUGAUAAUGUGAGCCGUUUAUUUUGCAAGUUACUAUGUAUAAAUCACUUAUGUGAAAAAAUAGGUUAAUCAGAUAUCGGUAAGCAUA
Messenger RNA from Rhododendron vialii, 1650 nucleotides. RefSeq names its product protein CLT2, chloroplastic. NCBI's taxonomy places the organism in Eukaryota, Viridiplantae, Streptophyta, Magnoliopsida, Ericales, Ericaceae. The transcript is spliced from 10 exons. The record is from RefSeq and is a predicted model, not a curated record. The coding region runs from base 94 to 1383 and encodes 429 amino acids.